UGACAUUAAUGAUACAACUAAUUUUGGCAUAUGCCUUCAUUUCAACACGAUUUCGGAUCAUGUAUUUUAUUUUUUACUUAGUUCUUAGCAGUUUUCUAUUACGAAACACUCUUUCGACUCAAAAAAAUAACACAGACGAUAAUAAAAAUGGACUGUACGAUUAUUGCAGCCAUCCGGAUUGCUCUCUGAAGAACCAGCACACAAUGUGCAUAACUGCCAAUAAACAAAGUCCUAGGUUAUAUGCGUCAGGCAUGACAACGUGGAUGAGAUACCAAAUGUUGCUUCUUCAUAACCGGCAUAGAGAUAACAUAGCGAUGGGUUUAGAAGCGGGGCAACCUCCUGCUACUAAUAUGCGUAAGAUGUAUUGGGAUUACGAACUCGAAGAAAUGGCACAGGUUUGGGCUCGACAGUGUCAAAAACGUCACGAUGAAUGUCGUAACACAAUUAGAUUUAACGUUCUUCAAAACAUGGAUGUGCGUCCGGUCUUACCGAGAGUUACUGAAGCGCAAUUGUUAACAGAUGCCGUGGAUGCAUGGUUCUCAGGAUCUAGAGUUCUAGCACCAGAUCAUGUGUGGUCAUUUAAACAGACCAAUUGCAGUGCUCCGGGAGGAUGUAACGCUCAUUGGUAUUCAGCAGCUGCUUGGGCAUCCACUUGGCGCUUAGGGUGUUCUCAAGCUUUGUGCACUACAAAAAAGCCAUCCUGCGUACUUUUUCGUAAGAGAAGAAGAAUAAAUAACCUGGAAUCGCGCGAUGAAGAUCAGAACCUUACUGUCACUAGAACAACAAGCAAGGAGAAUAUAUUAAGACGUACAAAGUAUAUGACAACUUCCAAUUAUCCAUUUCUUGAAGAUUUUGUUGCUACCAAGAAAACAAAAGUCAAAGAGUCACCAUUGCAUCGUGGCGUUUACGAGAGUGCUAGUAACUAUAAAAAAAGAAAGGAACCUAAGAUUAUAGCAUUCACAUUUUGCAAUUAUGGACCGGCUGGGAAUGUAGACGGAUUUCCUAUUUAUGAGGCUGGUGCCACGUGCACUAAUUGUCCACAGGGUACUCAAUGUGGGGAUCGGACUCAUCGUGCUUUAUGUUCUGUCCUCGGCGAUCCGGAUAGUCAGUAAUGACAAAGUUGAAAGAAAAUAGUUAAUAAUUUGUUUCUGCACUUUUAAAGUGAUUUUUAAAUACUCUAAUUACUAUUUUUUAAUGACUUGUG
Molecule: messenger RNA, 1204 nt
Organism: Achroia grisella
Lineage: Eukaryota; Metazoa; Arthropoda; Insecta; Lepidoptera; Pyralidae
Product: venom allergen 3-like
Exons: 1
Coding region: 9-1112 (367 amino acids)
Source: RefSeq, a predicted model, not a curated record